Carlito syrichta (Philippine tarsier) is the source of this 1573-nucleotide messenger RNA. RefSeq names its product globoside alpha-1,3-N-acetylgalactosaminyltransferase 1 (FORS blood group) (gene GBGT1). The coding region runs from base 407 to 1399 and encodes 330 amino acids. Gene Ontology annotation, biological process: carbohydrate metabolic process. Gene Ontology annotation, molecular function: globoside alpha-N-acetylgalactosaminyltransferase activity. NCBI's taxonomy places the organism in Eukaryota, Metazoa, Chordata, Mammalia, Primates, Tarsiidae. The record is from RefSeq and is a predicted model, not a curated record. The transcript is spliced from 5 exons. Gene Ontology annotation, cellular component: membrane; vesicle; Golgi apparatus.
UCUGAUCACCUCCAAGAAUGGAGGAAGCGAGGGAGACGGCGGGGUCCGAGGCCGGGGGCCGCCUCCUCCGCAAGGUCGGCCCCCGCAUCUCUACCAAAGGACAGCUAGCUGGAAGCUCCAGCUGACCACAGAGCCACUGCCACUGGUCUCUCUGCCAGAGCUGAGCCCGGACUCCAGCGGGACUAGGAGGGACCUAGGACGCACAUUCCCGCGGUGGGCGACCGAAGGGAGGGCAGGGAUACAGGGGCGGAGCCGCUGUCUCGGGAUAAGGAGCAUUCCUUUGCAGGUGUUCUCGAGACCUCAGAGACGCAGGCUCAGAGGCUGACAGCCCCGGGAGGGGACAGCCUGCUUCGCUCAGGUCGGUGGGGUCUCUGCAGGUGUCCGGGCUCCGGUGCGGUACCCAGCGAUGCACCGCCGGAGACUGGCACUCGGCCUGGGGUUCUGCCUGUUGGUGGGCACAAGCCUCAGUGUCCUGUGGGUGUAUAUUGAGAACUGGCUGCCGGUCUCCUAUGUCCCCUACUACCUCCCCUGCCCAGAGAUCUUGACACAGUAUCCUCAGCCCAAGCUGCUGGAGCACAGGCCCACAGAGCUGCUGACACUCACACCCUGGUUGGCACCCAUCGUGUCUGAGGGAACCUUCAACCCAGAGCUCCUGCAGCACAUCUACCAGCCCUUGAACCUGACCAUUGGGGUCACGGUGUUUGCCGUGGGGAAGUACACCCACUUCGUCCAGCUCUUCUUGGAGUCCGCCGAGGAGUUCUUCAUGCGCGGGUACCGGGUGUGUUUCUACAUUUUCACUGAUGACCCUACAGCCAUCCCCAGGGUCCCGCUGGGCCCCGGCCGGCAUCUCAGCGUCAUUCCCAUCCAAGGUCACUCCCACUGGGAGGAGAUCUCCAUGCGCCGGAUGGAGACCAUCAGUCAGCACAUUGCCAGGAGGGCACACCGGGAGGUGGACUAUCUCUUCUGCCUCGAUGUGGACAUGGUGUUCCGGAACCCAUGGGGCCCUGAGACCCUGGGGGACCUGGUGGCUGCCAUUCACCCAGGCUACUACGCUGUACCCCGCCUGCAGUUCCCCUAUGAACGCAGGCAUGUUUCCGCUGCUUUUGUGGCAGACAGUGAAGGGGACUUCUAUUAUGGCGGGGCGGUCUUUGGCGGGCAGGUGGCCAAGGUAUAUGAGUUUACCAGGGCCUGCCACAUGGCCAUCCUGGCAGACAAAGCCAAUGGCAUCAUGGCAGCCUGGCAGGAGGAGAGUCACCUGAACCGCCGCUUUAUCUCACACAAGCCGUCCAAGGUGCUGUCCCCUGAGUACCUCUGGGAUGACAGGAAGCCCCAGCCGCCCAGCCUGAAGCUGAUCCGCUUCUCUACACUAGACAAGGACACCAGCUGGCUGAAGAGCUGACAGCGGAACCAGGGCCGCCAUGGAUGGGGACCCAAAGUCCUGCCACCACGUACCAGGCCUUACCCGGAGACCAGCCCUGUCCUGCCUACCUCUGUCUGUCGGGUGAAUCCAACCAGAAAAUUAGGUGUGGGAAGGCCAUUGUGGACAGCAGAGGGCUGUGCACAUUAGAACGCA